GAGGCCGUCAGUCUGGUGACUCCGGGUAGUUCCUGCCAAAAGCCAAAGAAAAGCGCACACACGCAACUCAGCAGUGCGCCUGUGCUGCAGGAUGGCUGGAGAGUAUUACGCACUCCUCAGUGAGAGGACACGUCUGGAGAGGUGCGGGGUCUGAGUUUAGAUGCAGGGGCGAAGAACAGGAACAAAAUGCGGAGUCCUGAGCUGCUGACACUGUCGCCGCUGUACAGCAACAAGAGGUGUUUGUGGGUCGAUCCUCUCUCGCUGUGAAUCAUGUCUGCAGGUAGAUCUUGUGACCGGGAAAGUUGUUCGUCGGUUGUUUUGAUCUGAGGCAAGAUGCAUCUGUUUCGGAGUCAUUAUUACCGAGUGUUCCCGGACCGAUUCUCGGUGGAAACGCCGAGCAUCCGAGGCAUCAGCUGGACGCCGCUGCCGGAAGCCCUCGGUCCAAAGGACACAAUGAAGCAGUUUCUUUCAGAUCGUGUUGUAAAGGCAGCGAGAUCAGUGUACAGCGUCAUGAUCGAGAGGAACCCCGGUCUGAUCCGAGACAGAAAAUAUCACCUGAAAACAUACAGACAGUGCUGCUCGGGUAAGGAGCUUGUCGACUGGCUGAUGAAGCAAAAUGACGGCCUGCAAUCAAGAUGCCAGGCUGUGGGAAUGUGGCAGGUCCUGGUGGAUGAAGGAAUCCUUGUACAUGUGAAAAAUGAGGUGAACUUCCAUGACAAGGACACCCAGUUCUACCGCUUCCAGGACUCUGAGUGCAUAAAAGAUGAGAAGGACUCAGAAGAGGAGCUGCAGGAGGGUCUGUCGCUGCUGUCUCAGCUCGGUCCUGACGCUCUGCUCACCAUGAUUCUGCGCAAAAAUCCCAGUCAGAGGAGCGCUGACGACCUGGAGGUUAUCUAUGAGGAGCUUCUCCAUGUCAAAGCUGCAGCUCAUCUCUCCACCUCUGUGCGUAAGGAGCUGGCGGCGGUGCUGGUCUUUGAAUCACAUGCCAAGGCCGGAACAGUCCUGUUCAGUCAGGGCGACAAAGGGACGUCUUGGUACAUCAUCUGGAAAGGAUCUGUAAAUGUGAUCACACACGGGAAGGGUCUGGUGACCACGCUACAUGAAGGCGAGGAGUUUGGGCAGCUCGCCUUGCUGAACGAUGCACCUCGCUCUGCAACGAUCAUCCUGAGAGAAGACAACUGCCACUUCCUGCGCGUCGAUAAACAGGACUUCAUACGCAUCCUCAAGGAUGUGGAGGCAAAUACAGUGCGACUAGAAGAGCAUGGGAAAACCGUGCUGGUGUUGGAGAUGAACACGGUCCGGGCCGAGCAGGGAGGAGCCGGAAACAACUGCAAGUACACAGUUAUGUCAGGAACACCUGAGAAAAUCCUGGAACACCUGCUGGAAACAAUGAAGCUGGACUCCAAUGGAAAUGACGCUAUAGAUCCCUGUGUGAGCGACUUUCUGCUCACCCACAAAAUCUUCAUGCCCUCCAGUCAGCUGUGCCCCGCACUCCAACACCACUACCGCGCAGAGCUCUGUGAGGGUUCAGAUCUGGAGAAAUCCUCCUACAUCCUCAACACCAAGCAGAAGGUAGUGAGUCUGAUAUGCCAGCUGGUGUCGCUGUAUGGCCUUCUGCUGAAAGAAGACCCUUUUGCUUCGGAUUUCCUGGAGAGGUUGAAGAAUGAGGUAGCAGCUGAUUUCCGUCUGUCCAACAUGCUGAAAGAACAAUUUAGGGACAAGAGGAGAACAAAAGUAUUAGAGAAUGGAUAUCAGUCCCUAACCAAGAUCCAGAAAUUUGAUUGGUUUUCACACUGUGAGGAGCCAGCGGGGAGGUUUCAACCAAUCAGAGGGCAAGACAAAGUUCUGUAUGAGCUCUUCAGACCAGACAAAAAACCUCUCACCCUGAUGCUCCCAGUCAACUCGUCUGUGCAGGAGGUGAUGUCAGCGGUAGUCAAACCUGGAGGGGAUCACAUUCUGGUCAAAAUGAACUCAACAGGAGAGAGAGCUCAGUUAAAGCUGGAUGCGUCAGCGGUCUACACCGCUCUGGGACUCAACGAGAGACUCUUCAUCUGCACAAGCAGCCAAGUGGAACAUCUGAUUCCCCUGGAGGAGCAGCAGGGACCAGAGCAGGGGUCAGCCGACAUCCUGGAACAGAUGGGCUCUAAAGACAUCGCCAAUGAGCUCACCAAUCAUGACUGGGAACUUUUUAAUGCUGUGCACGAGGUGGAGCUGAUCUAUUACGUAUUCGGACGCCACAAAUUCCCCGGUGCCAUCACAGCUAACCUGGAGCGGUUUGUGCGUCGCUUCAACGAGGUGCAGUACUGGGUCGUGACCGAGCUGUGCCUCUGUGAAGACCUGGUGAAACGAGCUGUUCUGCUCAAGAAGUUCAUAAAGAUGGCAGCAGUAUUAAAGGAGCAGAAGAAUCUGAACUCAUUCUUCGCUGUGAUGUUCGCUUUGAGCAACAGUGCAGUGCAGAGGCUCUACAAGACCUGGGAGAGAAUACCCAGCAAGACCAAAAGGAUUUACUGUGCGUAUGAGAGGCUGAUGGACCCCUCACGGAACCACAGGGCCUACAGACUGGCUGUGGCUAAACUCAGUCCUCCCUACAUCCCCUUCAUGCCUCUGCUGCUCAAAGAUAUGACAUUCAUCAAUGAGGGAAAUCCAAACUAUGUAGAAAAACUGGUCAACUUUGAGAAAAUGCGCAUGAUUGCCAAGACAGUGAAUAGUGUACGAGGAUGCAGAAGCCAGCCUUAUGUGGCGUCAUCUCCACAGAGGGGCCUGGCAGAUCGGAUGUUUCUGGAAGUGCCUGCAACUCGAUUAUCUACAUACUCGGACAUCACCCUCCCUCUGCGUAGUCCGAGCAACAUCAGACUCUACAUCUCCAACCUGAAGGUGAUCGACAGCCAGCGCAAGCUAACGCAGCUGUCGAGAACAUUAGAAUGAAAGGAACGUCUCACCUGCUGAUGUGCAGAGGCUGUAAAACUGUAGCACAAACCUGAACCACAGAACUGAUUGCAGUGGGAUGAACAAAAGCUUCUACGCUGGAUGGACCUCGGCUUGGACACAGACCGAUGAACUUUCAGCAGGAAACAGUUUCGAGAGUGAAAAUGUGCGGUGUACACAGUAAUGACCUCUGAGGGUGAACCAGAGAAUCCAGUGUUUUUUAUUCAUGGGAUACUUAAUCCAGUGAGGGUCAUUUUUAAAACCUGUACAGUGUCAAUAUUGUGUCAAAACUUUUAUACAGCUAUCUGAAAAAGAAGGACUCUGGUGGUUCUGCAUAAAAGGGCCACAGGAACACAUAUCAGAUAUAUUUCACAAACCAUCACAAACCACUUAAGGUCAUUUUUUUGUGCACUAGUGUUUACACAUUAAAACUAAUAUAUUGUAUGAGACCUUUAAUUGGCAACAAUGCCAUGAACUGACAUGCAUAUAUUUCAUACGAUGUUGUUUUAUAAAUAAAUUAUUUUCUCAGUUAUGUGUAUUUUAACCCUUUCAUGCAUGACGCAUUAAAGACAGCAAUAUUUGUUUUUCACUU
Molecule: messenger RNA, 3517 nt
Organism: Labrus bergylta (ballan wrasse)
Lineage: Eukaryota; Metazoa; Chordata; Actinopteri; Labriformes; Labridae
Gene: rapgef3
Product: Rap guanine nucleotide exchange factor (GEF) 3
Biological process (GO): positive regulation of GTPase activity; Ras protein signal transduction
Cellular component (GO): plasma membrane
Molecular function (GO): guanyl-nucleotide exchange factor activity
Source: RefSeq, a predicted model, not a curated record